CGCGCGGGCCGGGCCGGGCCGGGCCGGGACAGGGGAGGCGGUGGCGGCGGGCCUGGCCCCGGGAUGGCGAUGUUCCGCAGCCUGGUGGCCUCGGCUCAGCAGCGGCAGCCGCCGGGCGGGCCCGCGGGCGGCGACAGCGGCCUGGAGGCGCAGUACAGUUGCCCCAUCUGCCUGGAGGUCUACCACCGGCCGGUGGCCAUCGGCAGCUGCGGCCACACGUUCUGUGGGGAGUGCCUCCAGCCCUGCCUGCAGGUGCCGUCCCCCCUCUGCCCGCUGUGCCGCCUGCCCUUCGACCCCAAGAAGGUGGACAAGGCCACCCACGUGGAGAAGCAGCUUUCGUCCUACAAGGCACCCUGCCGGGGCUGCAACAAGAAGGUGACACUGGCCAAGAUGAGGGUACACAUCUCCUCCUGCAUGAAGGUCCAGGAGCAGAUGGCCAACUGUCCCAAGUUCGUCCCCGUGGUGCCCACGUCCCAGCCCAUCCCCAGCGCCAUCCCCAACAGGUCCACCUUCACCUGCCCUUACUGCGGUGCCCGCAACCUGGACCAGCAGGAGCUGGUGAAGCACUGCGUGGACAACCACCGCAGCGACCCCAACCGCGUGGUGUGCCCCAUCUGCUCAGCGAUGCCCUGGGGCGACCCCAGCUACAGGAGCGCCAACUUCCUACAGCACCUGCUCCACCGGCACAAGUUCUCCUACGACACCUUCGUGGACUACAGCAUCGACGAGGAGGCCGCCUUCCAGGCUGCCCUGGCCCUGUCUCUCUCGGAGAACUGAAGGCGCAGCCCAGCCACCGGGACCAAGCGCUCCUGCCUCGAGGGACAGGGCUGUGCUGGCUCUGUGCGGCCCAGCGCCUGCAUGGGACCGCGCCUCGUGGGCCAGGUGGAGCCUCCGUUGUUGCAAGAGGAGGGGUCCCCGAGCCUACCAGAGGCCGGCAGAGACCACGGUGCCCUCGCCGUCAAAGGACGGCUGCCUGUGCUCCUGGCCGAGCGUCGCUGGUUUCUUCGGUGCUUCAGGCUGAGCAGGUGGCCCUCGCAGUGCCGGCCUGUGGGGGCUGAGAGCAGCUGGCUGUCUGUCUGUCUCAAAGCCAUGAUGUCCUCCCCAUGCCGGGAGGACCCACUGCUGAGCAGGGAAGCGUGGGAGGGGUCCGAGCUGCCCACCCGGCCUCUGGCAGCACCUCCCCCUGUGCCCUUGGUACUGGCUUUGUGAUACCUGGAGAUCCUGGCACUUUUUCUAUAUUAUCUGGUGUGAUGACCUUUUCACAUUUUAUAGAGCAAAGACAGAGCAGUUACUCUUCCUAUUGCAAUAUCUGUGUUUGAUUAGGAACAAUAGUAUUUUUAUGGAACAUUUACAAAAUUAUAUUUUUUAAAAAAACGAUCAAAAAUAAGCAGUUUUGGUCUUGGUGCAGGGGAGGGAAGGAGAGAUGGGGCAAACGCUGCAGCUGAGAUGAGCUGCAGGGCAUCACUUGUGCGCAGGACCGAAGUGGCCGCGUCCCCAGGUCACCUCACCGUUCUCCCGGGUUCCUCUGGUCAGCCUGUCGGUUUCCCUUUGAUAAUAACCAGGAAGAAAUAUCAAAGCCCCCGGCCACUUGCAGCGGCUGGGUCUGCUCUGAGGCCUCCCCAGUGGUGCAGAGGCCUCCUCCUGCCUGCGGUCCUGGCCUCGGCCCCACUGUCGUGUUUCCAAAGCUGACCACAGCCCUCCUCAGGCAGGGCCGCCCCUAGCAGUGGCAGAGCUCGGGGGCCUGGUCGGGGUGGGCUUGGCCAGUGGUGGGUCCAGCCAGAAAGCACUCAUCAGUACUCGUUCGGUUCAUGGCAUAAAUUAUUGCUGUCUUUAAAAAAAUUUAAAUAAAAUGUUUCAAAGCAUCUA
Molecule: messenger RNA, 1866 nt
Organism: Equus caballus (horse)
Lineage: Eukaryota; Metazoa; Chordata; Mammalia; Perissodactyla; Equidae
Gene: RNF166
Product: ring finger protein 166
Biological process (GO): protein polyubiquitination; ubiquitin-dependent protein catabolic process
Molecular function (GO): ubiquitin protein ligase activity
Source: RefSeq, a predicted model, not a curated record